AUGGCUACAGCUACCGCUUCCACCAAGCUCCUACUCUCCGACCUUGCAUCCACUGUUCAAAACGUUCCCUCUAACUAUAUCAGACCCAUCAAUGACCGUCCAAAUCUCACGCAAGUUGAGGUGAAUAACCAUGGAGUUUCAGAGGAAAUGAUCAAUAUCAUGUUGAACAUUGCAAGAAGAUUUUUCAAAUUACCAGAGAGUGAGAGGUUGAAGAGUUACUCUGAUGACCCUUCCAAAACCACUAGGCUCUCCACUAGUUUCAAUGUUAAGACCGAAAAGGUGGCCAACUGGAGAGAUUUCUUGAGACUUCAUUGUUAUCCUCUUGAAAAUUACGUCCAUGAAUGGCCUACUAAUCCUCCAUCCUUCAGGGAAGACGUGGCCGAGUAUUGCACAAGUAUUAGGGGGCUAGUAUUGAGACUACUUGAGGCCAUAUCAGAGAGUUUAGGCCUUCAAAGAGAUUAUAUAGACAAAUCAUUAGGCAAACAUGCCCAACACAUGGCUUUGAACUAUUAUCCCCCCUGUCCACAACCAGAGCUAACUUAUGGACUUCCUGGACAUACUGAUCCUAAUUUAAUCACUAUUCUUCUUCAAGAUGAUGUGCCUGGCCUUCAGGUUCUCAGGAAUGACAAAUGGGUUGCUGUCAAUCCUAUCCCCAACACUUUUAUUAUCAACAUUGGUGAUCAAAUGCAGGUACUCAGCAAUGAUCGGUACCAGAGUGUGCUUCAUCGAGCUGUGGUGAACUCUGACAAGGAGCGCAUAUCCAUUCCAACCUUUUAUUGUCCAUCGCCAGAUGCUUUAAUAGGUCCCGCCAAGGAGUUAAUCGACCAUAACCACCCGGCUGCCUAUACAGACUUUACAUAUGCUGAAUACUAUGAGAAAUUCUGGAAGAGGGGACUUGAAACUGAAUGUUGCUUGGACAUGUUCAAAACCUCUACUACUGCUUCAUCCUUUUAAUUAA
Messenger RNA from Pistacia vera, 958 nucleotides. RefSeq names its product protein DMR6-LIKE OXYGENASE 2-like. Bases 1 to 954 code for a protein of 317 amino acids. The record is from RefSeq and is a predicted model, not a curated record. The transcript has 4 exons. Lineage: Eukaryota; Viridiplantae; Streptophyta; Magnoliopsida; Sapindales; Anacardiaceae.